Messenger RNA from Vitrella brassicaformis, 1480 nucleotides. NCBI's taxonomy places the organism in Eukaryota, Vitrellaceae. The record is from the annotation of a GenBank genome assembly.
UCUGACAAAAACGAAUACGACAUCCAACCACCCACCGAUGUCACACACAGAAUGUAGAAUGCAGUCAGUCACGUUACCCAUUCGAACGCACUCAGUUCCCGUCCACCACUGCUCAUAAACAGCCCUCCCACCCAUCCAAUCCACCCACACCACCCAACCGCCACCCAGCCAACACCAUUCACUCCUCACCCCAACACCCUUCCCCCGUCGAUGACGUUACUCUCGAGACCCAAUGGCCGCAGCAGACGGCGGACAGCACCAACCGACACGGGAUAGCGCUGGGCGAGUGGAUGAGACCGAUCGGCAGCAGACGGCUCAGUGGUGUAAAAAUCGAUCUCGACCGACCAUACGCACAGGUGGGCAGCGAUCGUCUCGUUGUUUCGGAAGCCGCUCACAAUCACAUUACGAUAGUCAUUGGCAUGAGCAGCAUUCAGAUCGCCCCUAUCGUCGCGGAAGUCGACGGCGAUGCCCUGAUCCUCCAUGAGACCGUCGGUCCUCAGCAGUCGGACACAGCGAGGGUCAGCAUGGCCGAUGAGUGCAAAGACCACCAGCUUGUGGCGCACUCUCUCUUCAUCGCACCACCAGGAGAGCAUCGUGUCCAGCAGGAACGCCGAGAAGGAGCGGUAGAGCCAGUCGUCCAAGCGGAUGACGGGGUCGCUCCGCUGGUAGCCCUCGCAUAGGGAUGGCCGCCCGGCAGCUCACCCAACAGCACCACACGAAAGGGCAGAUUGGCGAUCCGAUAGUGUCCGUUGCCGGCUGGCUGCAGCGCCAGGCUGUUGAAUCCGUAUAUCAGCAGGUGGCGGAACAGCCGAUAGACGGGCAUGGCGAGUGGCAUCCGGUGGAAGGCCCUUGCUGUGGGCAGCGAGUCGGCCGACAGACGGAGAGGCCGCCUUUUGUGUGUCAGCAGGUGGCCGAAUAGCCGAUAGAUUGCCAUCGCCAAGGGCAGCUGGUGGAAUGCCGUCCUGCUGGGAAGGUGGGCUGUCAGCCACUGAGCCGACAGCACCAGGGGCAGCCCAUUGGCAGGCGUCAGCCGAUAAAUGGCGGCCAGCCGGAUGAACCGCCCCAUCGCAAGGCCACUCGUUGCUGCCCUGCUCCAGCACAUAGGCCGCCCGCAGCACAUAGGUGAAUGGGAGAGGGGCGGUGCGGUCGAUGUCGAUGAGGCCGGCGAGGGAGUGGCGGGCGAGGGAGCCGUCGACGCGCUCCACCAGCAAAGCGGCCGUGACGAUGGACGUGCCGAUGGUGGAGGUGUUGCGGAGAGAGUUCACAUCAGGCAGCCGCAGGCACGCCACCACACGCCCACGCCACACCUCCAAAGGCCCCGAGGACGCCAUCAAUCAGCCACCACGAGCAGUCACCACACGCCGACAACCACCGAUGGCCAUCAGCGGCUGAGUGAAGCGAUCGCAUUCGGCUUCAUGAUGAACGUCGUGGCUGUUGAUGGGCCGUGACGACCCAGAGAUCUGGGGAAAACCGUUCACCC